Rhizopus microsporus ATCC 52813 is the source of this 1257-nucleotide messenger RNA. Its product is annotated as PLP-dependent transferase. NCBI's taxonomy places the organism in Eukaryota, Fungi, Mucoromycota, Mucoromycetes, Mucorales, Rhizopodaceae. Gene Ontology annotation, biological process: biosynthetic process. The transcript has 6 exons. The record is from RefSeq and is a predicted model, not a curated record. Gene Ontology annotation, molecular function: transaminase activity; pyridoxal phosphate binding. The coding region runs from base 1 to 1257 and encodes 418 amino acids.
AUGGACUAUUCUAAAUACUUGAGCGAGCAAAGCAAGGCGAGACAACCUUCACCCAUUCGUGCCCUUCAACCCUUCCUUCAUGAUCCCAACAUAAUAAGCUUGGGCGCAGGACAGCCUAAUCCAUCAACAUUUCCUUUCAAAAGCAUGACCGUCACUCUCGAGUCUGGCGAAACUCUGCAAAUGGACCAACAGCUAUUUCGACGCUGCUUGUCUUACGAUCUUACGUCAGGUCUGCCACAACUGAACUCAUGGUUAAGACAGCUGCAAGAAAUUGAACAUAAACCCAAGCAUGAGGACUUUGCUCUCUCGAUUGGCGUCGGAUCACAAGAUUUGUUGACAAAGGCGUUUGAAAUGGUAAUUGAUCCUGGCACUCCUAUCUUAGUCGAAGAUCCAUCCUAUACAGGCGCUCUUGCCUUUUUGAAAACCCAACCAUGCAAAUUGAUCGGCGUCGCAACCGAUGCUUACGGUUUGAUACCAGAGACACUGGAUGAGGUAUUGAGUAAAUGGACCGACGGUAAAAAACCCAAUGCACUUUACACUAUCCCAUGUGGUGGAAAUCCCACUGGUGCGACAGCGACACUUGAACGUAAACAAAAAGUCUAUGCCGUCUGUCAAAAGCACGAUCUACUCAUUUUGGAAGACGAUCCUUAUUACUAUCUGCAGUUCACGUCUCGUGUUCCUUCUUACUUCUCAAUGGACCAAGAUGCUCGUGUAUUGAGAUUUGAUAGUAUGAGUAAGGUGCUCUCAUCUGGUCUGCGCAUUGGCUGGGUGACAGGUCCUGCCGAGCUUGUUCGUCGUAUCGAUCUUCAUACAAUGGUAACAAACCUUCAGUCUUCAGGUGUGCCUCAAUUGAUGGCUUAUGAACUCUUGAACUCAUGGGGUCAUGAUGGAUUCUUUAAACACGUAGAUAGUGUAGCUGAUUUUUAUAGAACCAAAGCAGAUCAAUUUGAAGAGUGUCUGCAAAGGCACAUGAAAGGAUACGGCGAGUGGGCUAAACCAAGUGGUGGCAUGUUUUUCUGGAUCAAGCUGCUCGGCGGUGUUACAGAUUCCAGCGAUCUCAUCAUGAAUACGGCAAUUCCUAAAAAGGGCGUGAUAGCUGUGCCUGGUAAUGCAUUCAUGCCCGCAGGCGAGCAUACACCUUAUAUUCGUGUGUCAUUCAGCAAUGUUUCUUAUGAGCAAAUGGAUGAAGGAGUGCGUCGAUUGGUAGAAGCCGUGAAGGAAGAGGCAGACCGUAAUGAUGUGCCCAUCAAACAAUAA